UCCUGACUGAACAAACGAAAGCGCAUUGAUGCAGUUUGAAAUAGUGUCUUGAGCAGCAUGACCAGGAAAAAAGCGCUUAAGAUUGCAGUCUCAACUGAGAUACAACUGACACCUGAGAUUCUCGAGAGACACAUACAAAGAUGAAGGAGAGGGUAAACUUAUAUGUUAUUGUAUAUUCUGGUCCACGGAGUUCUAAGUUUAUAUAUUGGUGGUGGUGGGGAGGAUGGAGUGGAAAGUCUGCGUCAUCAACUGCAGUUCAAAUAGAGACACUUCAAGUGUCAAGCUGUGAUUGGCCAGGAAGCUAAGAUGCACGAUCUUGAAUGGUCUGAGGGACUUUCCAAUGAUUCCACAAUGCCUAACAAAGGUAUUAAAAGAAAGUGUGACCAUGAAUCAUCCUCCUCAAAGCCACACCCGACAACAGGACUUUCCAACCAUUCCACAAAGCCGAAGAAAGGCAUUAAAAGAAAGUGUAAUCAUGAAUCAUCCUCCUCAAAGCCAUCCCUGACAACAGGACUUUCCAACCAUUCCACAAAUCCUAACAAAGAACAUCGUCUGUUAAUUGUGGAACCCCCACUUUUUUCAGGACUUUCCAACCAUUCCACAAAUCCUAACAAAGGACUUUCCAACCAUUCCACAAAUCCUAACAAAGGACUUUCCAACCAUUCCACAAAUCCUAACAAAGGCAUUAAAAGAAAGCGUAGUCAUGAAUCAUCCACCUCAAAGCCACACCUGACAACAGAUAUGAUCAUGAAGAAUGCAAAACAAAUCAUGAAAAAAGUCAUUGAUAAAUUACACCACACAAUCAGUAUGCACAAUGACAUAAUUUCAAAGAUAAAUAAAAUGUAUACAGUCAACAUAAAGAAGACAACCAUCGGGAUUGUUGGGAGAUCUGGAGAAGGGAAGAGCUCCCUAUUAAGUGCAAUCUUGGGAAAAAAGAAUCUAAUGCCGUCUGGUAGUUUUGGUGCUUGUACAUCUGUUGUUACUCAGGUAAAAGCCAAUCUGACUGACUCCAACUACACAGCAGUGAUUGAAUUCAUCUCUAAAGAGGAGUGGGAGAAAGAACUCAAGGAUCUUCUUACAGUUUUAUCAGAUGACAGUGAGGACAGCAAUGAGGACUUGUUUGAAAUUGCUGUAGAAAAGAUCACUGCGCUGUAUGGACGUGGUGCAGACCAGAAAACAUUAGAAGAGCUCAAGAAAGAUGACAAAUAUGCUGAGAUUGAAAACUUCAUUACGGAAACUCAAAACUCAAAAAAAAUCUCAAAAAGUGAUCUCUCUGAAUUUGCCAAAGAUAUUGCAUGUUACGUACUAAACAGUAAGUCAAGUCAUGGUGGAUGGUUAUGGCCGAUUGUGAAGUGUGUGACCAUCAAGAUUCCAGACUGUCGUGAACUCCUCGAACACAUUGUGCUUGUUGAUCUUCCUGGGACUGGAGACUGCAAUAAGACUAGAGAUGACUUGUGGAAAUCUAAACUGUCAGAGUGCUCUUCUGUGUGGAUUGUAAGUGAUAUCAAUCGAGCAAUCACUGACAGAGACCCCUGGGGGAUAUUAAAGCACUGCAUGGAAGAACUGGGACCAGGAGGAGAGUGCAAAAGCAUAAACUUCAUCUGUACAAAGACUGAUGAGAUCGAUCCAGUAGGCUAUAUGAGAUCUACACGACUUCCUGAAAAUGGAAACUCAGAAGAUAAGGAUCAGAAAAAAAGGUGCAUACGUCACAGAAAUGAACUUGCCAAGACAAGUGUGAAAGAAAAGUUUGAAAAUUCUGAAAUUAAGAAAAGAUUCAGCACUGACAAUCAUUUUCUUCAAGUAUUUACUGUAAGUUGCAAUGCAUUCUUCAACCCCAGUUUAAAUCUGGAAUCUACUGAAACAGAAAUCCCAAAUCUGCAGGAUGUUCUGAGGAGUUGUAACAAAAGCAUUAACCAAGAACUGACCAGAGAUUAUGUCGAUGAAGCAAAGGGAGUUCUGUCUCUGAUCCAAAGUGUCCAGCUAGAUACAAACAAGAAAACCGCUGAAAAGAAAGCCAGUGUCCGCAUUGAACUUGAAACCAAUCUAACGAAGGCACUAAAUGAACUGGACAAAUAUUUUGGCAACAUUCAUCAUGAUCUGAAUAAGCGUCUCUCAAAGGGAGUGAAAGAAUCAGUGAACUCAUGUGUUGCUUCCACAAAGGCAUUGGUAGCAUCUAGAAAGAGAAGAGGAUUCCAUAAAACCCUUCAAGCUUUGUGCAAGAAUCAUGGAUACUUUUCGCCAAAAAGAAGGGAUGCAGUCCUAGAUCUGAACAAGAAACUGGUGAAACCCCUGCAUGAAAACAUUGAUGAAUAUUUCAGCUUGCAUUUUCCUUUGAAUGGAACAACAGGGAAGUCUGUGCAGGAGCAGAUUGAUAAAUUCACUAUCAUCCAGAGUGACUCUGCUUACACCAGAUCUUCUAUGUUACGUCACAUUCAGAACUUCAUCAAAACACAGGAAAAUGGACAGAAGACAAAGCUUAUCAAAGAAACUGUUGAAAUAAAGAAACACAUCUACUCAUCAAUUUUAGAAACCAUUAAGAAUGAAAUGGCUCCCUGUUAUGAAGAAGCUGCAGCUCUGACAGGAACAGGAUCCAUGAAGGAAAGGCAAGACAUGCUAAUAACCACAGUCGAUGAGAAAAAACAAAUCAUGUUCAACAAGGCAAAAAUGGAAGCGCUUAAAAAGUUAAAAAACUUAAAGCUUCACAUUAAGAGUACUCUGAAAUCAAAACUAAAGAAAGCAAUGGAUACCUCGCUGUCACAAGACAGCACAAUCAAAUUGAUGGAUGUCUCGAAAGAGACUGAACAGCUGGAGAGACUGUCAGAGCAACUGUCUGAUUUAUGUUCAUCAAGCAAAUAAGAAGACCGAAUUCAACACAAAUGAAAGAAGUGACAAAAAAUUCUGCAGAUUUCUGCAGAAAACAAAGUUUUCUUUACUCAAAUGUAUUCUUUUAUUUUGAUAUUUUUGAGCAUAUGCUUCUUUGAUAGAAGGUGUGUUAUCUCUUCUGUCUCUCUAUUUAAUAAUAACAGCCAUGAUGUGUUGCUCUUUUCUAAAAAGUUUGAUUUUGCAACUCUGAUUUCAUGUUUUUGUGUUUAUUAUGUAAUUAUGUAUAAACUAUGUCUGAAUAUCCAGCAUUAAGAAUGCUCUCUCUCUAUUUGAUAUGUGAUGUCAUAUUUCUAAAAUACAUGACUAUUAAAAAUGGAUGGAAAACAUUUCUUU
Labeo rohita (rohu) is the source of this 3216-nucleotide messenger RNA. Its product is annotated as nuclear GTPase SLIP-GC. The record is from RefSeq and is a predicted model, not a curated record. Gene Ontology annotation, molecular function: GTPase activity. The transcript is spliced from 25 exons. Lineage: Eukaryota; Metazoa; Chordata; Actinopteri; Cypriniformes; Cyprinidae. The coding region runs from base 307 to 2856 and encodes 849 amino acids.